CUUCGCGCCUUAGUCUGUGGCUAGGGUUGGCUGUAGGAAGGGAGUGUUUACUUCUUUUCCCCCUGCAGCUGUGUCUUUUAUUAGACGUUCUGUCCGGGGUCCAAGAUGGACAAAGUUUGUGCGGUUUUCGGAGGCUCCCGGGGGAUCGGCAGGGCUGUAGCCCAGCUAAUGGCACAGAAGGGCUACCGUCUGGCGAUCGUCGCCAGAAACCUGGAAGUGGCCAAAGCCGCCGCCGGCGAGCUUGGCGGAAACCACUUGGCAUUUAGCUGUGAUGUUGCUAAAGAGGAGGAUGUUCAGCAUACGUUUGAAGAGAUGGAGAAACAUUUGGGUCCGGUCAAUUUCCUGGUAAAUGCAGCUGGCAUUAACAGAGAUAGUCUCCUAGUGAGAGCAAAAACUGAAGACAUGGUAUCUCAGCUUCACACUAACCUCUUGGGCUCCAUGCUGACGUGCAAGGCAGCCAUGAGGACGAUGAUUCAGCAGGGUGGAUCCAUCGUUAAUGUAGGGAGUGUUAUUGGUUUCAAAGGCAAUGUGGGUCAGUCCGCGUACAGCGCCAGCAAAGGAGGGCUCAUCGGGUUUUCACGCUCGCUUGCUAAAGAGGUUGCGCGGAAGAAAAUCAGAGUCAAUGUGGUUGCACCAGGGUUUAUUCACACAGAUAUGACAAAACACUUGAAAGAAGAACAUUUCAAGAAGAACAUCCUUCUCGGGAGGUUUGGAGACCCUCUCGACGUGGCUCAUGCAGUUGUGUUUCUCCUUGAGUCUCCAUACAUCACAGGAUACGUUCUGGCUGUGGAUGGAGGGUUACAGCUCACCAUCUAAUCAGAGGUGAUUCUGUUGUGAUGGCUGCUGAUUAGGGUCAAGUGCACAUUUUUUUUAUUAAUUAAGCAAUCAUAUCUGUAUGGGUGACAUUUGAUACUAAAAUGGUUCUAUCUUUAUAUGAACAUGUUUCAAAAGAACAAUGUAUGACCAGUUGUAGUCUAAAUGGUAUGAAUUCUCUAUUUUUAGAGGCCAUAGAAAUUUUAGUACAUAGACGUUUUAUAACACAUCGGUAUUAAUUUAUGUAUCUUUGCCUUAAAAAUAGAAGAUUCUGUUGUGAUAUAGUUUAAUUGUAUCUGCUGGGUUUCUAAGACACCAAUUUUGUACUAUUGCUAAAUAAGAGUAUUUGCAGAAGAUUGAGAUCAAUUUUUUAUGAGUUAUUUUUGUUGCUGUGGUAAAACAUCAUGACCAAAAGCAACUUAUCAGAGAAAGUGUCUCUUGAUGCUUAUGGUUCCAGAGAGAUGGAGUCCAUCAUGUCAGGGAAGGCUGGCAGCAGGCAGGAAAAGCAUGGUGGUCGGAGCAGCAAGCUAGCUGGUCACAUGUCAUCCAUACACAGAAGGCAGAGGGGGAACAGGAAGUGGAGGCAGGUUAUAAAAUCUCAAAGCUUACCCCCAGUGGCAUACUUCCUCCAGCAAGACUGCACUUCCUACAGGUUCCAUAACUUCCCCAAACAGUGCCACCAACAAGGAGCCGAGUGUUCAGACAUGAACCCUUAAGGUCAUUGCAUUCAGACCAGCACAGCACUGAGAAGCCUUUGCUGAGGCUCACCUUUUAUGUUUUAUGGUGCAUUUUGAGGCAGAAUAUCACAGUGUGAGCUUCCUCCUCAGCUUGGGAAGCUUUGGUCUUAUUAGAGACCAAGUUUUGCUGGGGAGUAGACAUGAAGACAUAUAGCGGAACGCAAUAGAGAUAGCAUUCCUUUUGCCUUGAACUCUUGUGGGAAAUAAAGAACUAUUUUUAUAUACUAGAUUCAUGUUGAUUUUUUAUUUGCCACCUUCCAAAUAUUUUUAAUAUUUUAUUUUAAAAAGUAAUGUUUUUACCAAGGUGCUCAUAAUUUCAGAUACUUGGUCAGCUGAGGCAAGGACAUAACAAGUUUAAGGACAUGCUAGGUUACAUAGUUCAAGGUCUGGGGAUGUGGUAGAGCACUUGCCCAGUAGAAGAAGACCCCAGGUUCAAUCCUUAGUGCUUCAGACUAGAACAGAACCAAACCCAGGAAUCCAGGAGUCAUCUGAUUGCUGUUUUCAAGUGGAACAUUAUCUAAAUGGAUUUUUGAUUAUAUAUAUAUAUAUAUAUAUAUAUAUGAAUAAGAUGUAGUAAUAAAUUCAUAAUAAUAGUGCCAUAAAUCGAAAACUGUACUGAAUAUGGAGUCCUUUAUCCCUGACAUACUUUCUUUACUUAGUUUAUUAGCAUUCUGUUUUUCCUGUCCUGGGGCUUGAACCUUGGGCUUUGGGCAUGCCUACUAAGUUAGGCUCUCCCCAUAGGUUCCAUCCACAGCCUUUGAUUCAGGAGAAUAUCUGUGUGAGUGCAGUACUACUGAAGGAACAGCCUGCUAAUGCAAGGUGUGGCAGUUGGAGGACUGUUAGGUAGCAGCAUUUCUAGGCAUGUUAGGUAAUGCGACACGCAGGAUGUCUCACAGGUGGUGCACAUGGUAGGGGGCUUUGUGCAUAGAGAGUGGGUAGCUUCCUUAUUCUCUGUUCCAUGUGUCUUUGGCCACUUGUACUUGUACAGGCCUCAGUUCCCUUGGCUGGACACACCAUGAUCUGAACUCAUCAGUGAAGCCGGUUGUUGUGUAAACAAGAGGAAAGCAAGCCAAGUAUGGUGACACUCACCUGGCUAUGGGGACACUCGCCUGGGUAUGGGGACACUCGCCUGACUAUGGGGACACUCGCCUGACUAUGGGGACACUCGCCUGGAUAUGGGGACACUCGCCUGGAUAUGGGGACACUCGCCUGGCUAUGGGGACACUUGGCCUGGAUAUGGUGACACUCGCCUGGCUCUGGGGACACUCGUACAUGGGGUGGGGGUAAUAGAAGAUCAAGGUUGUUUUUAGCUACACAGUGAGCUUGAGACUAGCGUGGGCUAUGUGAGCAAAAUCCAAAAACAGCAAUGAAAUCUAGGUUACCGAUAGGCUUACCCUUGAGUGUAUGUUUGCACUUUAAAAUAAGCUGCUUCUCCCUUCUGUGUCAGACUGAAAUAUGUGGAGAGCUGUGGAAGAGGGGAAAUAAAUCAUCAUGGCUUUGCUCCUGGUGAACUCUCUUUCUGUUCUCACUGACUUGGUAGAAAUUUCAACUGAACACUUGAAUUCCGAGGCCCAAGAACUUCAGUGAAGACUCAGCUCGGGCUGUCUUCCUCCUCCCCGCAGCUCAUGGCCCAGCCCAUGCUGAACAUUUGAAGGAAAAGGUUGGUGGCCAGAGCCAACGUUUUCAGUUUUCACGCUCAGGUUUAAAAUGUGUACUUUUUUCAUAUUUUUAUUCAUAUUCUAUUUACGAGGGGUUGUGUAAGCUUUUUACAAAUAGAAUUAUAUGUUGCAAAUUAGUUUGGGGGGAUAGUUUAUGCAGAAAAGCUAAGUUAAUUUAUACACAUCUAUUACCCAGAAUAAUGAGAAAAGACAAACUGCUUUGGGUAUUCAAGAGUUGAUCCCUAUUGUUACUGGAGCAUUUUCCCCAAGCUCUGUGAAUUGGAAAAAUGUGUGAAUUAUGAAAUUAUUCUACUGUCCUGCUUGACAAACAUUCCUAAAUAAAGUAUUUAAUAGCUGA
Myodes glareolus (Bank vole) is the source of this 3566-nucleotide messenger RNA. RefSeq names its product carbonyl reductase 4 (gene Cbr4). Lineage: Eukaryota; Metazoa; Chordata; Mammalia; Rodentia; Cricetidae. Gene Ontology annotation, molecular function: oxidoreductase activity, acting on the CH-OH group of donors, NAD or NADP as acceptor; quinone binding. The record is from RefSeq and is a predicted model, not a curated record. Gene Ontology annotation, biological process: fatty acid biosynthetic process.